CUUGACGUCACAUCCUGAGGAAAGCUUUGCCUUCUACUUUUUGUUGGGACCUGGGAGAGAAAAUUAUCUUGCAGAGGUAACGAGGUGGGGGGGAAAGAAGAAAGAAACAAGUCACAAACCAUGGAAAUGUACGAGAUUGCUGUUUAGUCGUCUACAAUGCAAGCGGACGUGCUUUCACCGUGAAUUCAUACGAGGAGGAUUUUGUGUGGUAGUGUAACCCUCCCUCUCCCCCAUCAUGCUGAGUUUCCUGCGCAGGACGCUGGGGCGACGCUCCAUCCGAAAACAUGCAGAGAAAACUCGGUUACGGGAGGCCCAGCGUGCCACGACGCACAUCCCUGCUGCUGGGAAUGCAAAGUCUAUCAUCACCUGCCGCGUAUCCUUACUGGACGGGACAGACGUCAGCGUUGACCUGCCGAAAAAAGCCAAAGGUGAGGAGCUGUUUGACCAGAUCAUGUACCACCUGGACAUCAUAGAGAAAGACUACUUCGGACUGCGCUUUAUGGACUCUGCACAAGUGCCGCACUGGCUUGAUGUCACAAAAAGUAUCAAAAAGCAAGUGAAAAUUGGCCCACCAUACUGUCUUCACUUGAGAGUUAAGUUUUACUCCUCAGAACCGAACAACCUGCAUGAGGAGCUUACCAGAUACCUAUUUGUGUUACAGUUAAAGCAAGACAUCCUCAGUGGCAAGCUAGAAUGUCCAUUUGACACAGCGGUGGAGUUGGCUGCCUUUUCGAUACAGGCUGAACUAGGUGAUUGUGACCCAUUGGAGCAUAAUCUGGAACUGGUAUCAGAAUUUCGCUUCGCCCCCAACCAGACAGAGGACAUGGAGCUAGCGAUAUAUAACACAUGGAAGGAAUGCAGAGGUCAGAUGCCAUCCCAAGCUGAAAUUAAUUACCUGAAUAAAGCCAAGUGGCUAGAAAUGUAUGGGGUGGACAUGCAUAUGGUCAAGGCAAGAGAUGGUAAUGAGUACAGUCUGGGUUUGACACCCACUGGAGUUUUAGUGUUUGAAGGAGAAACCAAGAUAGGGCUCUUCUUCUGGCCCAAGAUCACUUGUCUGGAUUUCAAGAAGAGCAAACUGACGCUUGUGGUAGUGGAGGAUGAUGACCAGGGCAAAGAACAGGAGCACACCUUUGUCUUCAGGAUGGACCACCCCAAGGCCUGUAAGCACCUCUGGAAGUGUGCUGUGGAACACCAUGCUUUCUUUAGGCUGAGAGGGCCGGUACAUAAGAACUCUGCACGCUCUGGAUUCAUACGUAUGGGAUCACGCUUCAGAUACAGUGGAAAGACAGAGUAUCAGACAACCAAGGCCAAUAAGGCAAGGCGGUCAUCUUCCUUUGAGAGAAGGCCCAGUCGACGUUACUCCAGAAGAACCAUGCUGAACCGAGGAACAUACCAUCCCCAGGAUGUUCUUUCCUCAGGCAAUGGAGUCAGCUCUAGCAAAGGCAACAAGGCUUCUCCCAGUAGAGGUGCCUGGUCAGCUGUGCCUGUGGUCAGCCCAGUAACUGCUUCUGCCUGUGCGCCGAUGGAAAUCGAGGCUCUACCCAGGAGUCCUGGAGGAGAAAAGAGGAGUCUGCCCAUGGUUGCUGACCUGAUGGAGACGUGCAUUGAUGAUGUCCUCAGGGCUCCCGUCGUUCCCACAGUGGCAGCUACAGACGAGGCUGGACCAAGCAACGCCUUUGCUACCCCCAGUGUCACCGGGGAAGAUGUUCUCGGCCUCGCUGAAGCAGCAGCUCGUCUGAAGCAGCUGGAGUUGGAGAGCAGUCCGCUUCUUGGUACUCCAAAAAAUAACAUCAAUGUCAAUAUGGUAAUGAAUAAUCAGGAAGAUGUUGUGAAGCUCACAGAGAAGUGUGGUCUGAGCAGUACAGGCAGCAGUCCAGUUGUCACUCCACUGUGCACCCCAGAGGAUCUGAAGAGUAACAUCCUGAAAGCACAAGCCGAGGCUGCUGCCCUCAAGGGAUCUUUGGAGGAACACGUCGUAAUUGUUGGAGAUAAGAACUGUAACCUGCAGGAGGCCUCUGCCAGGUUGAAGGUGCGUACCGGGCGAAUGGGCAGUAACUCGUCUCUGUCCGUUAGCGGUCGCUCUGACAUCCAAGACUCCCGGGACCUGCUCAAGCCAGCCUCGCUGGUCUCAUCAGCAGGGGCCAGUGUCGAGAGGCUAGCUGAAGAUGGAAACCCCUCUGUUACCAAGAUGCCCUCUGAGUCUGCCAGCGAAAGCAUGGCACCAAAGGUUAAAGCAGAGGAAGACGACCUGCAAAACACCGCCCCACUGUCUGACAACCUGAUAGAUUUCACCGAUCCAACUCCUAUGCUACCACCAGUGCCCAAACCUCUUAUCACACCUCGCUGGAUCAUUCCUACAACUGUUCCUCCUGGCGUCCUUACUAACGGCGUGCUCGACUUUGACCCCCCCGCUAAGGUCCACCCUCUUCUCCCUGCAGACGGGGGAGCAGCUCUCACCCCAGUCCUCCCCCACCUCGCUCACACACGUAACACGAUCUCUGCCAGCACUGUGGGUCGGCAGCCAGCCUCGGACGAUGGAGCCAAACCCAGAGGUCUCCUGACCACUGAGCUCUGAUGGAGAAAUGAGGAGGAGCCAUCACAACAUUCAAAUCCCUGAUCGCUUCCCCACCUCACCCCCUCACCCAUCCACACACAAGACAAGCUGGGCCAGGUGUGCUGAACACUGAGGGCUAAGAGGAAAGUGGAACCAGGGAAGAGGCAGCUUACAAACACCACAAACUUAAUUUCACCAACACUGACAAACAGAGUGAACAAACUGAACUAAGUACACAGGAAAAUAUUAGAAAUAUAUGAUUACAGUUUUUCAUAACAUGACACAAAUACUAGUUUUUGUAGAACAGUUAAAACAAACAUGUAGCUCCAGUAUUGUCAUCUUAAGAACACCUAACUUGUGAAUCUCCUGUAUGAGUUCACUGUCAAUGACCUGCAAUUUACUUAAUCCAUCCAGUCGACCAAACCUCAGUCUCUCAUAACACCUAGCACCAUCUCCUUGUAGAUGACAAGUGAUGAAAAGUCUUGUUAUUCAACUUGUUUGCUACAAAGGGCAAGUUGGGACUGACACAAGAGAAUGGCAUGACACAGUAAGGUACGUUGCGUAAAAGCAUGAGGCUUACGACUCCAAGAGUAGGUUGUCUCUUUUAGUGCUGCUUUCCUCCCCCAUUUUUGAAUCUUCACUGGUUAUUCACACCACUGGAACUUUGCUACUCUGAGCUUUUGUGUACACGCACAGAUCACACAGCAUGCAGAGAUGCUGAAGUACACUGGAUGAAGGACUAAAAAGAAAAACCUAUUAAAAAAAAAAAAAAGAAGAAAAAAAAAGAAAGAUAGUGACUAAAAAUGUUGAUUCUAAGAGAUAAAAAGCCCUGGACUCUUAACAUGAUGAAACGUGGAUAUGAUACUGUACUGUCCUUGUAGCACACUACAAACAAAGGUUUUUAAAAACCUAGUCACUACUACAUGUCAGUCUUCUGUUGGCAGCCACUGGAUAUGAAAACUUUACUGGAUUAGUUUUUGCAACACUGGACCUUAAAAUCUUUUUUUUUUUUGUGCAAUGGAUGACAAUAGAGAUGACUACAUUGGUUUUUCAACUGAUGUUUUUAUUAUCCUGCUCUUACUUUUUUAAUGUUUUAAUAUUUUGAGAGAAAGAUGACUACACAAUGAUAAAGUUGAAGUUUUACCAUUUUGUCCAAAAUGUGAUCCUAUAUGUUUUUAUUUGAAAUCACUGCCUCUACCUGUGACAGAUUUCUCAUUCACACUACUUUUAACUUCUAUGUUGGCUAGGUAAAUGCAAAAGGCGUCUCAAUUGCUGUCAAAACCUUUUAACAACUAUGAUCCCUGGAGGUGGACACUGUUUCCACUUUUUGGAGUACAUAUACUGUUUUCACGAAGCCAGAGUUUUAAAUUUCGAUGUAAUACUAGUAUAAAGAAAUGAGGCAACAGGAUACUUCAAUACCAAGGCAACAGGAUAAUUCUUUUAUUUACCUUUUUUGUUAUUAACAACCUGCACACAGUGCUGUUACAGAAAAAAAUCACUAAACAUAUACCAACACAUUUGUAAAAAUGUAAAACCUCAAUUAACAUUGUUGUUACUAUUCUUAAAUGUGUUCACUACCUUGCAGGCCUACACAUUCUAUGUCAUUAUUGCUUUUAGUAGUUUUUAAUUUUUGUGAUGCUUCACUUGUUUAUGUUGCUGGAGAGAAUGCCAUAACAGCCACAGGUUGAGGACCAGUUUAUUUUCUUUACCGUUGUUUCAUCUGUGCAGCCUUGGGCUGAAAAUCUCAUUGUUGAUCUGUCUUUUUUUUAUAUAGCUUCGGUACUUUCAAUGCUAUCAAAUGUAUAAUUUACAGAGAUCGUAUCGUUUUAAACACGUAUCAAAGUAUCGACACUUUUGACAACCUUUUUAUUACCUAACUGGAUAUCUGAAUUCAUUUUAGACAGCAGACUGACCUUGUUAUACAGUAGAACAUGGCUCCUGGUAUUAACAUGCUGCAGUUACUACCCUGCCUUAUAGAAAUUAAUGUAUUCAAAUAGUCUCAUCUGAGAAUGCUGGAGAUGCCACAGAAUAAAAAGGUGUACAAGUUGUUACAUUCUCAA
This is a messenger RNA of Sander lucioperca (pikeperch), 4614 nucleotides long. It is a transcript of the gene epb41l5, whose product is annotated as erythrocyte membrane protein band 4.1 like 5. Gene Ontology annotation, cellular component: cytoskeleton. Gene Ontology annotation, molecular function: cytoskeletal protein binding. The coding region runs from base 236 to 2575 and encodes 779 amino acids. Lineage: Eukaryota; Metazoa; Chordata; Actinopteri; Perciformes; Percidae. The record is from RefSeq and is a predicted model, not a curated record. The transcript has 26 exons.